AUGAAAAGAUCGGCUGGCUCAAGAGGCCUGAUGGAAAAUUGGCUGAAGAAUUGCAACAAAAAAACUGUCACUUUGAGUGAUCGUUGUGAGACUGAUAGCGAGCAACCGAAUAUUGAAACCGGAAGUGUCAUCGAUAUUCGUUCAAAUGCUGGUCAUCCUAACAGGUUGCAAUCUACAGCGUCUGCCAGUUCGAGCACUUCGAGCAAUGAUAAUUUAAAGAUAACAUCAAACUUAUCAUUGUCUCACAACCACCCUCCGGCUCAACCGAUUAUUUCCGAAUUUCCAGUAAAAAAUGGCACAAGAUUCAAUCCCGAGCACUACAAAAUAUUCAGAUGGCUUGAAUACUCCAUUGAAGAUGAUUCUGUUUACUGCUAUGCAUGUAGACAUUUCUGUAGAAAUACUGUAUUUGCUGGACAAUCCUACGGAAAAGUAGCGUUUGUUGACUAUGGUGUGAGUAAGUGGAGAGAUAUCAAAUCCAUACUUCAACAACAUUCUGUGAGUCAGAAACAUAUAAGUUCUAUGACAUUUUGGACAAAUGCCACUGCAAUUCAAAAUAAAACUUCCCAAAACAUAGCAAAUACGUUGAACGAGAACCGCGCCUGUGAUGUUGAAGAUAACCGCCGGCAUGUUCGAUGGUUGAUUAAAGCAACUUGUUUCCUGGGGAGGCAAGGACUAGCUUUUCGGGGGAAAGAUGAAAGCGAAAAUUCUAGGAAUAAAGGAAAUUUCAUUGAGCUGCUAGAAAUUUUCUCUGAUGAAGAUAAGAGGUUGAAAGAAAAAUUGUCUCUACGAUAUGGUCACUACACUUCCCCAGAAUAUCAAAACGACUUAAUCGCUACAGUCGGUGCUCUUACAAGACAAUCUAUUCUAGACAAGAUGUCAUCGCAUGGGUUUUUCUCUAUUUUAGUCGAUGAAUCGAAAGAUAUUUCAAAAAAGGAACAGUUGUCAUUUGUUCUCCGGUUCGUGGAUAAAUUAGGGCCUGUCGCCCGGUGUGUUUAUGCUAUCCAGCCCUUCUGUUCCGCACGCAUCGCCGCACACGUAUCAAAACUUUGUCGGUGGGACGUCCCCAGCCCUAAGAGAUCGACCUCGUCGUCUAGAGUGCCAAAUCACACCGAGGAAGAGCCCUUUGGUAGCGGCGGUAGGGUCGGGCUGCCCCAACGGUCGGUGUGGCGGUUUGUAGUCGGUAAAGAGGUGUGA
Molecule: messenger RNA, 1194 nt
Organism: Phaedon cochleariae (mustard beetle)
Lineage: Eukaryota; Metazoa; Arthropoda; Insecta; Coleoptera; Chrysomelidae
Source: the annotation of a GenBank genome assembly